AGUGGAUAAAUGCCACAGACUACGCUAUGAAUGAAAUGUCCCGAAGACAGCCUAUUAUCUCGUAUACUAGAAGGAUUUGGUGACUGAAGUGGAAACUACAACCAUUCUGAGAAGAAUUUAUACAUUAUAAUAAUGCAACAAUGACUACGCAAACGCAUGAAUUAAUCAUACUUACAACACUCAUCAAAUAAGGCUCAUAUACAAACUGUGUUCAACUGUUCAUGAUCGGGAUUACUAUUUGGAAAUUUAGGACUAAGCAAAUAAACUGGAAGGAAUACACCUUGAAUGAAGCAUUUCUAAAAGUCAGAAACAUCAGUAACAAUCUUGAAAACAUUUAAAAAAACAUCAACAAAUUGUGGCGCCGUUAAUCAUAUGCAUGAAGAGGAGUUGAAUGGAGGGGGCUGCUUCUUUAUUUUUCGGAAGGACGACAGAAACCGCACCGCUAGACUACCUAAAAAUGAAUUGAAGCCAGUCUCAACGUUACAACUGUUCCCUCCGGCUUAAGGAAAAGCAAGGAGCGCACCACUGAAAUCGAAGGCAGUAUUAGUUUGCCAAUUACCGAAUGAAUGAAUGAAGUCCAUCGCUUACGUUGAAGAGAAACUAAGAAAUAAAAACUACAGGCUUAUCCUGCAGAACAAGGUGAGG
Molecule: messenger RNA, 645 nt
Organism: Amoebophrya sp. A25
Lineage: Eukaryota; Dinophyceae; Syndiniales; Amoebophryaceae
Source: the annotation of a GenBank genome assembly